UACAUCAUAAUCUCUUCAUAACCUUUGUUUCUAGCGGACCUUAAAUAACCCUCAAGGAGAAAAAAAACCUUUGUUUCUUUAAAUGCAUCUAAGUCAUUAGUGUCCGUUCAAUCAGUUUGGAUUCAUAACUGUUUUAAAUGUUUUGAUGAUAGCCGCGUUCUUAGAUCAGGCUAAGUUCUAGAUUUAUUUGUGAUAUUGCACUUCUUUCUUGACAGUAUAUUUGGAUAAAAGGAAUUUCAAGUAUUUGCAUACCUAAAUGCUGCAAAAAAUGCUUGUCAAGUUAUGGUACCAAAUGUAAGAUAGCACAAAGUAACGCUAAUAAUCAAUCAAUUGGUAUCUUGCGGACAGUGACAAGAAACUAAAUCACAGAAUGAAAUCUCAUGAAUAUAAUUAGGAUCCUGGAGGCUGGUUCGUUCAACAUUAUUUUUCAGGUGGGCAUUGAUAGAUCAAAUGGCUCAAGCUGGCUUCUAUUACCAGCCACUCUCGUUGUUCGUCCAGACAAUACUUUUGAAGUCAAAGUUGAUGGAAAUUUGGUAAAUGAGGGUUCAUUACUGGAUGAUUUCACUCCUCCUGUCAAUCCACCGCUUGAAAUUAAAGAUCCAAAUGAUAAGCGACCAGAAGACUGGGAUGAAAGAGAAAAAAUACCAGAUCCAACUGCCGUGAAGCCUGAAGACUGGGAUGAAGAUGCGCCGGUACAGAUUGUUGAUGAAAAUGAUCAAGUGCCUGAAGGAUGGCUAGAAGAUGAGCCACCAACCAUACCAAAUCCUGACUCGGUGAAACUUGUAGAUUGGGAUGAAGAAAUGUAUGGGGAAUGAAAACCGCCAGAGAUUCAAAAUCCCAAGUGUCUUGAUGCACCUGGUUGUUGCCCAUAUAAAAAACGACUUAUUAGUAGACCUAAGUACGAAGAAAAAUGGCUUCCACCAUUAAUAAAUAAUCCUAAUGACUCCAAUCAUAGGCAUUGGCAGAUCAAAUGGCUCAAGCUGGCUUCUACCACCAGCCGUAUUCAACAGGUGAAGACAUAGCGAUGUGCUUUACCUGUAGCGUCUGCCUUGUUUGUUGGGAACCAACGGAUGAAUCUUGGUCGGAGCACGAGCGACUGCACUCGCCAGCCUGUCCCUCCGUUAAGGGCGUGUACACCCUUACGCAAGACGUACCACUUUCUGUAACACUUGCCACGGCACCGGACCAAGCUGUUGGCGACAAACGUUACUGGACUUUUGUCCACGGCAUCUAACAACGGUUUAAUUAAUGUUUGAGUUAAUACCAGUCGAUAAAAGAUAGAUUUUAGAAUCAGUCGUGAACAAAAGACCAACAAUCCAUUUAUUACAGAAGAAUAUCAAAGGUAUCACAACACGGGAAUUCUGUGUGAACCAGUCAAUUUGCAGAGUUGUAUGGAUUUAUUAGACUAUUCAGGUUGCGUUACGCUCCCCAGUCCCAAAUUAAAGAGAUAAUUAAAAUGGACAGAG
Messenger RNA from Nasonia vitripennis (jewel wasp), 1466 nucleotides. Its product is annotated as calnexin. Gene Ontology annotation, biological process: protein folding. The record is from RefSeq and is a predicted model, not a curated record. Bases 381 to 815 code for a protein of 144 amino acids. Gene Ontology annotation, molecular function: calcium ion binding. The transcript is spliced from 6 exons. Gene Ontology annotation, cellular component: endoplasmic reticulum membrane; endoplasmic reticulum. Lineage: Eukaryota; Metazoa; Arthropoda; Insecta; Hymenoptera; Pteromalidae.